GCCUCGAGAGCCAGAAGACCCCUGCUGUUAACCCCUGCCCUGAUGUCUUGGCUGCAGCUGACGUGAACGCCGAAACCCUGCAGGCAUUGGAAGCGACCCUCGGGAUCGUCCUCAAAACUCCGCGGCAGAAACCAUCACAGGAUGCAUCUCGUCGAAUAAAAACCCGCUCCAUGAUCGCACCUGCCAGCCCUGGCCAUGCGGUUCGAGCUCUUCGAUUUUCUGAUUUUCUGGUACAAGUAGACACCUUCCCGGGCGCGCACAGCCGCCCCGAUGCAACCAGCACUACCCCUCCUCCGGCAAGCUGCCCGCCCCUCCAUCUUCAACACUCUUCGGUCGCGUGCUCAGCUCCCUAGUCAGCUAUUGUCCGUCUCUAUCGCUAGACAACAUUACCAAUCACAGAAACAGCCCGUUCGCCUAACCUUACAAUCUACACGUACAAUGGCUAGCCGUUGUUCUUCUCCAGCCUCACCCUCCCAGGGGGACGGCUCCAAGCUCCGCGCCUCCUCGAUUCGCCUCUUCCAGAAAGUUUCCUCCUUCCGCCGCUGGCGCCGUCAGCACCUCCUCGACCAGCGGUCAGUCGCGCUCGUCCCAACAAUGGGCGCCCUGCACGAGGGCCACCUCUCCCUGAUCCGCACCGCCGCGCGCGAGAACCACCACGUCGUCGUCUCGGUCUACGUCAACCCGGCCCAGUUCGGCGUGAGCGAGGACCUCGACGCGUACCCGGUGACGUGGGAGGCCGACGUCGAGGCGCUAGUGAAGCUAGACCGGGAGCUCGCCGACGACGGCCACAACCUGGGCCGCAUCAGCGCCGUCUUCCGCCCGACCACCCCCGAGAUGUACCCCGCCGGCUUCCCCGGCCAGGAGGUCGCGAGCAAGGGGAGCUUCGUCACCAUCACCCCCGUGAGCGACGUGCUGGAGGGCAGGUCGCGCCCGACCUUCUUCCGCGGCGUGGCUACCGUUUGUAUGAAGCUGUUCAACAUCGUGCAGCCGGAGCGAGCGUAUUUUGGGCAAAAGGAUGCGCAGCAGACCGUGGUGAUCAAGAAUAUGGUCAGGGACUUCAUGCUUCCCACUGAGGUUGUUGUGGUCCCCACCGCCCGCGCCGAGGACGGGCUCGCGCUAAGCUCGAGGAACGUUUAUCUGGGCGAGAGGAGGAGGGCCGUGGCUACGGUGCUGUACGAGGGGCUUAAGGCGGCCGAGACUGCAUACAAUGACGGUGCUCGAAAUCGCGCUGCGGUCCUGGGCCAGGCGGAGGAGUAUAUUAAGAAGGUACAGGGGGCAGAGAUGGGGCUGGGACCGGAGCAAAGGGUGCGGUUCGAGGUUGACUACCUCUCUCUUGCCGACGUCAACACGAUGGAGGAGCUGGAAGUGAUCGACGGCGCGACGGGAGGCAUCCUCAGUGGUGCCGUGCGGAUGCUGCCCGUCGACGCCAGCCGGGAAGGUGAAGAUCUCGGCUACGGCCAGGGGCCACCCGUCCGGCUGAUCGACAACAUCAUCCUCCCUCCACGCGAUUGAUAGGGGGUUCUAUCCGGCGGUUUGCAAGGCAUAGUUUUUACAAUGCUCGGCGUAUUGGCUUUAUUUAUUUUAGCGUGUGGGUCAGCGAGCUCAUAGAGGUGUCUCCAGGUUCAGGGGCUGGCACUGGUGUGCCUGGCUUGUACAAAUACGAUUGGGAUAGAAUUUUAGAUAUGCCUUUACAAGUCCUUGGCGGGUAGCUCGGCUUGACAGGCAAACAUGACCAAUUCCAGUGCUUCCGAAC
This is a messenger RNA of Chaetomium fimeti, 1753 nucleotides long. RefSeq lists its product as uncharacterized. Bases 271 to 1512 code for a protein of 413 amino acids. The record is from RefSeq and is a predicted model, not a curated record. The transcript has a single exon. Lineage: Eukaryota; Fungi; Ascomycota; Sordariomycetes; Sordariales; Chaetomiaceae. Gene Ontology annotation, biological process: pantothenate biosynthetic process. Gene Ontology annotation, molecular function: pantoate-beta-alanine ligase activity.